AUGCCCCAGGCAGCCGGUCCUGUCUGGCUUGAUGAAGUAAAAUGCACGGGAAGUGAAUCUUUUCUGUCCAGCUGUCGUUCCUCAUCAUUUGGUCAACACGACUGUGAUCACAAAGAAGAUGUCAUCGUUCUUUGUUCUGGUUCCGGAGUGACUCCUACUGAACGCAACAAUUCAGAUUUUGGAAACUGGACCCCAUCCAUCAUGGUUACUGUCUGCAUAACCCUUGGAAUUGUAUUCAUCAUUGAGUUAUUAAUACUGGUGACGAUAGCAAGGAGACGGUCAGCAAUCAGUGGUGCACUAAUGAGCGGCUAUGGAUCACCUGUUGAC
Molecule: messenger RNA, 327 nt
Organism: Mobula hypostoma (lesser devil ray)
Lineage: Eukaryota; Metazoa; Chordata; Chondrichthyes; Myliobatiformes; Myliobatidae
Product: scavenger receptor cysteine-rich type 1 protein M130-like
Exons: 4
Biological process (GO): zymogen activation
Cellular component (GO): plasma membrane
Molecular function (GO): serine-type endopeptidase activity
Source: RefSeq, a predicted model, not a curated record